Protobothrops mucrosquamatus (brown spotted pit viper) is the source of this 4502-nucleotide messenger RNA. It is a transcript of the gene SEC23A, whose product is annotated as Sec23 homolog A, coat complex II component. Gene Ontology annotation, cellular component: endoplasmic reticulum exit site; COPII vesicle coat. The transcript has 20 exons. Bases 105 to 2402 code for a protein of 765 amino acids. NCBI's taxonomy places the organism in Eukaryota, Metazoa, Chordata, Lepidosauria, Squamata, Viperidae. Gene Ontology annotation, biological process: intracellular protein transport; COPII-coated vesicle budding; endoplasmic reticulum to Golgi vesicle-mediated transport. Gene Ontology annotation, molecular function: GTPase activator activity; zinc ion binding. The record is from RefSeq and is a predicted model, not a curated record.
GAUUGUUGCGUCGGCGGCGCUCAGCCUGCUGGGUUCCGUGUGCGCGAGGGCGAAGUGAGAGAGGCGGUUGGAGGCUCCCGGAGCAGAGAUACAAGAGCUUCAUAAUGACAACCUUCUUGGAGUUCAUUCAACAAAAUGAAGAUAGAGAUGGUGUUAGAUUCAGCUGGAAUGUGUGGCCUUCCAGUCGUCUUGAAGCCACAAGAAUGGUGGUUCCAGUUGCUUCUCUUUUCACACCACUGAAAGAGCGUCCUGAUUUGCCUCCCAUUCAGUACGAGCCAGUUCUCUGCAGUCGCACUACCUGCCGUGCUGUUCUAAAUCCGUUAUGCCAGGUUGAUUAUCGAGCAAAACUAUGGGCUUGCAAUUUUUGUUAUCAGAGAAAUCAGUUUCCUCCUACAUAUGCUGGCAUAUCUGAGAUGAACCAACCUGCAGAACUUCUACCGCAAUUUUCUAGUAUUGAAUAUGUUGUACAGCGUGGACCUCAGAUGCCUUUGAUAUUUCUUUAUGUUGUUGACACUUGUAUGGAAGAUGAAGAUUUGCAAGCUUUGAAAGAAUCUAUGCAAAUGUCAUUAAGUCUCCUACCUCCUACUGCUUUGGUAGGGCUUAUUACUUUUGGGAGAAUGGUGCAAGUUCACGAGCUUGGCUGUGAAGGUAUUUCCAAAAGUUAUGUGUUCAGAGGGACAAAGGAUCUAUCUGCAAAACAACUUCAGGAAAUGCUAGGACUUACAAAAAUCAAUGUAUCACAAGUGAGUCGUGGUCCUCAGGUACAACAGCCACCACCAUCUAACAGAUUCUUACAACCAGUACAGAAAAUAGACAUGAAUCUCACGGAUCUCUUGGGUGAACUGCAACGAGAUCCUUGGCCUGUUCCCCAAGGGAAAAGACCUUUGCGAUCUUCUGGAGUGGCUCUUUCCAUAGCUGUAGGACUGCUAGAGUGUACUUUCCCUAAUACUGGUGCUCGCAUAAUGAUGUUUAUUGGUGGACCGGCUACCCAGGGGCCUGGGAUGGUUGUGGGAGAUGAACUUAAGCUCCCUAUAAGAUCUUGGCAUGACAUUGAAAAAGAUAAUGCCAAAUAUGUUAAAAAAGGUACUAAGCAUUUUGAAGCUCUUGCAAAUCGUGCUGCUACAACAGGUCAUGUUAUUGACAUCUAUGCUUGCGCAUUGGAUCAGACGGGUCUUUUGGAGAUGAAAUGUUGUGCUAACUACACAGGAGGUUACAUGGUAAUGGGAGACUCUUUCAAUACAUCUUUGUUCAAACAAACAUUUCAGCGGGUGUUUACAAAAGAUGCACAAGGGCAAUUCAAAAUGGGAUUCGGAGGUACCUUAGAAAUCAAGACUUCAAGAGAAAUAAAGGUAUCUGGAGCAAUUGGACCCUGUAUAUCUCUCAAUUCAAAGAGCCCUUGUGUAUCAGAAAAUGAAAUAGGAACAGGGGGUACUUGUCAAUGGAAGAUUUGUGGACUUAAUCCCACUACAACUUUAGCUUUGUAUUUUGAGGUGGUUAAUCAGCACAAUGCUCCAAUUCCCCAAGGUGGACGGGGUGCAAUUCAGUUUGUGACUCAAUAUCAACAUUCAAGCGGACAAAAGCGUAUUAGAGUAACCACAAUUGCCAGAAACUGGGCAGAUGCUCAGACACAGAUUCAAAACAUUGCAGCUUCUUUUGACCAGGAAGCAGCUGCUAUCCUUAUGGCAAGAUUAGCAGUCUACAGAGCUGAGACUGAAGAAGGACCUGAUGUGCUUAGGUGGUUGGACAGACAGCUUAUCAGAUUGUGCCAGAAAUUUGGAGAAUAUCAUAAAGAUGACCCAAAUUCCUUCAGAUUUUCAGAAACUUUCUCCCUUUACCCACAGUUUAUGUUCCAUUUAAGAAGAUCUCCUUUCUUACAAGUCUUCAAUAACAGUCCCGAUGAAAGUUCUUAUUAUCGUCAUCACUUCAUGCGUCAAGAUCUGACUCAGUCACUUAUAAUGAUUCAACCAAUUCUUUAUGCCUAUUCUUUUAAUGGACCUCCAGAGCCUGUUCUUUUAGACAGCAGCAGUAUUCUGCCUGAUCGCAUACUUCUCAUGGACACUUUUUUCCAAAUUCUUAUUUAUCAUGGCGAGACUAUAGCUCAGUGGCGCAAAUCAGGCUACCAGGAUAUGCCAGAAUAUGAAAACUUUCGUCAUUUGCUCCAAGCUCCAUUUGAUGAUGCACAAGAAAUUCUUCAUUCAAGAUUUCCAAUGCCACGAUACAUUGAUACUGAACAUGGGGGUAGUCAAGCCCGUUUUCUACUUUCUAAAGUAAAUCCAUCUCAAACACAUAAUAAUAUGUAUGCUUGGGGACAGGAAUCUGGAGCACCAAUUCUUACAGAUGAUGUCAGUCUGCAAGUCUUCAUGGAUCAUUUGAAGAAACUAGCUGUAUCAAGUGCUGCUUGAAAAAAACGUGGAAUUUCAGACACACUGACAAGUUGAAACAUUUUCUCUUUAUUAUUCUUUGUAUGUAAUUGUAAAACUGAAUGCCCAAGCUGCCUAACUACAUCUUACAACAAUGUAAUUUUCAAGAGAGAGUGUUUAUUAUCAAAGGCCUAAGAACAAACAUAGUUUUAAAAAAAUAAAUGAAAUAGGAAUAUUGAGAGAAGACUUUUAGGUUGCCUUAGCCCAUUGAUACUAGCUUUUUAAAAAUAUUCUAAUGGUGGAAAGUAUUCUGGUUUGCACUGCAAAAAUAUGGCAUAAAUCAUGCUUAUUCCUUUUCACUAGCAGAACAAAGAAAUUGAUAAAAUACUACAAAUCCAACUUGGUAAUAUCUGAAAAUAUUUAUUUUCUCUGUUUAGCUAUACAUGGAUGUUUUAGUAGUUUUGUUUUUCACUGUUUGGUAGAUAAAUUGUUUCUAAAUGAAGAAACCAAGCAAACAGAUUGAAAAAAAAAAUGUUAUCCAGUUGUUAUCCAGAUCUUACAUUUUGAUAGUCUUCUAGUGUUCUGUAUCAAUCUUGCUACAAUUAUUCAAACACUAUAAAACUGAGUGGGUUCAAGAAAUGCAAAUUAAUAUUCAAAUGUCUUUGCAGGAGAAUACAGAAAUUGUACUAUAAAUAAAAAAAACAUUGUUAUCUGUUUCCCAAAUAUACUUUCUUGUUAUAAUCAUGUAACAGUAUAAAUUUGUGUGGUUUUGUGCUAUGAUCUCUUUCUGUUUUGCUAUUAAAUUAUAUAGGUAGCAAUUCUUUUCAAAACAGUAUUAUACACUACACGCCAUGAUUGCUACAAAUCUGAUAAUAUUUAACUCUGUUUUUUUAGAAAAUCUAUAUUUACACACAUAUACAUAUCUUUAAUAAAGUUUUUCCAUUUGAAUACAGAUUGGCUUGUUGAAACUAUUUCUAUACUUGAAAAAUGACUUGAUAAAGGAACAAAGAUAUUUUUAAACAUAGAUACCAAGACAUAUCCUGUGGCCUUGCAAGCUAUAUUAUAAUGCAUGAGCUCCUUGACCCUCAAAAGAACUUGAGCCUAAGGAGGAGUUUGACAAUACAUUUCAAGAAACAAUCUCCUUAGCAACCUUGACUUAAGCAUCCUUCAUUUUAACUCUAGCAGAAAGAGGGCAUUUGUAGUUUGAUUGUGAAAGGACAACUUUGCUUGACGGUUCCUCAUUUUAGUUGAUCCUAUAAGAACUGUUAUUUGAGUUUUUUCCCCCCAGAAUGUAAGGGUGCAGGCCCAAGCUAUGCUUUUUACCCUGUUGAAAAGUAGGGUAAAAUGUUUCAAAUAUUAGAUGAAGCAAACUGUGCUUCAUUCUUAUAGGUUGAAGUUAAUAAGUGAAUAUCAAUACUCAAGUUAAUGUAUUGUCAGGUCUUUAAUGAGGGUAAAAAGAGUCUUCGUAAAUCAGCCAAAAAUUCUGUCUAGCUGAGCAUUCGUUUUUCCCAUCUAUGUGAAGUCCAUAAAAACCUGAGAAUGAAUGCAUGGAUCUUAGGAACAACUUCUGUGAUUCCAAUAUCACAAAAAGGAGACUCAUUUUUACUGAUUUAACUACCACAAUUUCUGGAUUACUUUAUACCAGUUUAGGAUGUGAGAUUACUUUUUUUUAGUUAAGUUUUCACAUAAUUUAAACCAAGUUUUAUUUUAAAGGUAGUUUGUUUGAAUGAAUUCCACCUAUUUUAUUGAAAUCCCAAAAAUACUUUUUUCAUGAGGCAACUGGACUUUCUUGUGAAUUGUUUAUGGAAACAAUUUACACUUUUGCAGUUGGGUUAUGAAUAUUGGCAUAUUUUAUUUAUGGUUUGUAUCUGAAUCCAGAAUCCUCUCCUGUUCCUGGUUUUCUAUCCCCAACACACCUUUUGCUAAUUCACAGAUAUAUACAGUAAAGUUUAUCCACAAAACAUAGGCAAAAAAGCCCCUUAUCUAACAUAAAAUACUACGAAUAUGCAUGCAAAUUUGCGAUUCUUUGGUUAGGAUCUUUGAGAUGUCAUCAGUAACAACAAUUGAUAGCAAUCAUACUAAACCCACAAUCAUUUUGCUGAUAUAGAUUCUGGUUUGUUGAAUAAAGUAUAUUUAAGAUAA